Molecule: messenger RNA, 1104 nt
Organism: Aspergillus piperis CBS 112811
Lineage: Eukaryota; Fungi; Ascomycota; Eurotiomycetes; Eurotiales; Aspergillaceae
Product: complex I 24 kDa subunit family protein
Exons: 3
Coding region: 27-836 (269 amino acids)
Molecular function (GO): NADH dehydrogenase activity
Source: RefSeq, a predicted model, not a curated record
CCUCAGUCCCCUCUCCUCUGCCAGCAAUGGCUUCCAAAUUUUUCCCCGCCGUCCCGCGGACUGGCCGCCAGCUCUUCCAGCAGAUCCCCAAGACCCAAUUCAGACCCUUCUCGGCUGGUCCGCAACGCUUCAGCGACUCCCUUGCCGUGCACCGCAACAAAGGCGAUAACAACCCGAAUGUUCCGUUCAAGUUCACCGAGCAAAACCUCAAGCUCAUCGAUGAGAUCCUCAAGCGCUAUCCCCCCCAGUACAAGAAGGCCGCUGUCAUGCCGGUCCUGGACGUUGGUCAGCGCCAGCACGGCUACACCAGCAUCAGCGUCAUGAACGAGGUCGCCCGUCUCCUGGAGAUGCCCCCCAUGCGUGUCUACGAAGUCGCAACCUUCUAUACCAUGUACAACCGUGAGCCGGUUGGCAAGUACUUUGUUCAGCUUUGCACGACGACACCCUGCCAGCUCGGUGGUUGCGGUAGCGACAAGAUCGUCCAGGCGAUCACGGAACACCUGGGUAUCACCCCCGGACACACUACCGAAGACGGCCUCUUCACCUUCGUCGAGGUCGAAUGCCUGGGUGCCUGCGUCAACGCUCCCAUGGUCCAGAUCAACGACGACUACUACGAGGACCUUACCCCCGAAUCGAUGAAGUCGCUGCUCACCGCUCUCAAGGAGUCCGCCACUGCCACCGAGGCUGGUCAGACGGUCAAGGUGCCCGCUCCGGGUCCUCUGAGCGGCAGAGACACAUGCGAGAACAGCGCGGGAUUGACCAACCUGAUCGAGCCCGUGUGGGACCCGGCUACGAUGAUGAGAAAGGACGGGGCUUUGGACGAGCAAACACAAUAAAUGAAGAUAAACCUAUAAUUCGAGCCAGACAAUAUAGUUUCGAUACCGUGUGCUGGAUGGUUCCAAUUCCUGUCAUGUUCCCCCUUUCCUUUUUUCCUUUUCUGCCCUGGUUGGUGAAACUGGACGGGCCACCAGGUAACGCUUAUGUACAGUACGUUGUUUCUGAUUUCUCUCUUUUGCGUAGGGGGAAAGUCGGAUAUGGUGGGAUUGAUGUCAACUACCAUAGAGGAUCUCGUUAGCAGUAACCAAUGCAGUUCUUUUCAAUGUU